Aphanomyces astaci is the source of this 1144-nucleotide messenger RNA. RefSeq lists its product as hypothetical. The transcript has a single exon. Bases 85 to 981 code for a protein of 298 amino acids. Lineage: Eukaryota; Oomycota; Saprolegniomycetes; Saprolegniales; Verrucalvaceae. The record is from RefSeq and is a predicted model, not a curated record.
CUCGAAAAGUGCACUCGGAUCAUUCUUGCUUUGUCCCGCGGGGGCGCACCCACCAUCGCCAACACGAUUCAGUUCUCAUUGGCCAUGCUGCUACACCGAAUGCCCCACUCUACACUUGCACCUUCCGCCAUGGUCCCAGCCUUGGACGACGCAGUAUCGUAUUGCGCAGCAUCCCCUUGCUACCGUUUUGCCAAAGACAGCGGCCUGUGUCUCUUCCACGCAGCUACCAUACAGCAGCAUGCCACCUCGCUGUGUCAGUACCGCCUUUCCAGUGCUAUCAUGUCACUCCAGACGCCUCCGCUUUCAUCUGCCAUCACCACUCCCCGUCGUUACCAUGACCUCACAAGCUACCUUCCGUCCCAAUCCUCCAGUGGCCGGUCAUCCCCGCACUCGGACAUUGUUCGCGUCAGCCGCAAACUGUGCCAGGUUGAACAAUGCACAAAGCGCGCCAAGUCCGGGGGUCUUUGCAUUUCGCAUGGCGGAGGGAAACGAUGCGACGUCGACGGGUGUGUGAAGAGCGCCAAGGAGCGCGGCUUCUGCAUCUCGCACGGAGGGGGCAAGCGCUGCCUCGGGGAAAGAUGCAACAAGUCGGCGUUGCUGGGUGGCUUCUGCGCGCACCACGGCGGCGGCCGCCGCUGUGGACACGAUGGCUGUACCAAGUACGCCCUCUCCGGUGGGUUCUGCAUUGCGCACGGCGGAGGCAAGCGCUGCAACUUUCACGCGUGCCCCAAGAGUGCCGUGAGUGGCGGGUACUGCGUGGCUCACGGUGGCGGCCAUCGAUGUGCCACCGCCGGGUGUAUGAAGGGCGCGGUCACGGGCGGACUGUGCAUCAAACAUGGCGGAGGCAAGAAGUGUCUGCAGACCGCGUGCCGAAAGAACGCUCGCACCAAGGGAUAUUGCUUUACCCAUUUUAAAGCGAUGGAAGCCCUUGUGGAUGGCCACGAGGACGAAGGAGACGACGGCGGGGUCGUCGAGCUGUGACUGUCAUGAAACGAGCUGUUAAUUUAGUAUUUACGUAGUAUCCACUUUUUGAUCGUGAUGCGUACGUAAAAGGGACGCAAGCUUAGCUUUGUGGAGUGGAUAUCAUCAUGCUCAAAUCAAGAAUUGGUGCGAUAAUAAUAGCGUCGAAUGUGGCGCGAAACAC